Messenger RNA from Thunnus maccoyii (southern bluefin tuna), 3265 nucleotides. It is a transcript of the gene fam78ba, whose product is annotated as family with sequence similarity 78 member Ba. NCBI's taxonomy places the organism in Eukaryota, Metazoa, Chordata, Actinopteri, Scombriformes, Scombridae. Bases 732 to 1589 code for a protein of 285 amino acids. The record is from RefSeq and is a predicted model, not a curated record. The transcript is spliced from 4 exons.
AUUUUUUACAGUGCAGAGGUCGGGUGACGCCCCUCCCCUGCCUCUCCAUCACCAGCAUCAGCACCCCCAAGCCGAGCGAGGCGAACCGCGGCUGGAAGAGGAUGCUCUCCGGUCCGUGAUGCCCCAAAGCUCGACGAGUCAAGACGAUGAGACGGCUAACCGGAGAGACGGCGGGGUCAAAGUGAUGAAGAGCCUGGUUUUAUCUUUUGAGGGCGCCGCGCGAAUGUAGGGCUAACGCAGGAAAGCCAAGCGAACAAAAGGCAUCCAGCCCCCCUCCUCUGACGCACCUGGCUGCCCUGUCGCCACUUGACAUGACAGCUCAGAGCCGGGAGCAGAGCAGCAGGAUCAAGGGGCACCGACGUGCAGCCGGACGUGUGGACUCGACAAGGAACAGAGGAGCCUCCGGACGCGCGGCGGAGAAGCAGCAGCAGCCCAGGGGAGGCCGGAUUGCAGUUUCUGGGGACGAGCGCCAAGGGCAGUGCGGCAGUCAGCAGGCAGACCGGGGGGAGGAGGCUGCAGAGAUCUGUGAUACUUCGCCUCCAGUCCCCCACUGCGCUCUCACCUCCAUAUCAUCCCGAAAAUAUGCUGGUGGACGCUUUUAUGUUUGAUGAUUGGUGACUGUGUUACUUCCCAUCAUUUUGUCCUCCUUUUUCCUCCCAAACAAGCAGUGAUGAUGGGAUAUUAAAAGAUUGAUCUGCUCUUCAGGCAAGGGUGGAACCCGGAGGGGACUGAUGUGCAUACUGGCCAGGUAUCAUUUGCUCCCUUCUUCUCUGGUUUUGCUCAUUUUGCUUGUCGCCUGCACUAUGGGCUGUAUUCAGAGCAUCGCAUGCAAGCCCCGCAUCAGACGGGAGAACAUUGUGGUGUAUGAGGUGUCAGCCUCUAUCGACCAGUGUCCCACCAUCAUUGAGGAGAACUCACCAAUUGUGCUCCGUUACAAGACGCCUUACUUCAGGGCCUCAGCAGGAGUAGUGAUGCCGCCAGUGCCCCGAAACGAAACCUGGGUGGUGGGCUGGAUCCAAGCUUGCACCCAGAUGGAGUUCUACAACACCUAUGGUGAUAUUGGCAUGUCCAGCUGGGAGUUACCAGAGCUGAGAGAGGGUCGGGUCAAGGCCAUCAGCGACUCAGAUGGAGUCAGCUACCCCUGGUACGGCAACACCACUGAGACGGUCACCCUGACUGGCCCAACAUCCAAACCGUCCCGCCUGACGGUCAGCAUGAACGACAACUUUUACCCCAGCGUGACGUGGGCUGUGCCCAUCAGCAACAGCAACACCCCCAUGCUGACCCACAUCACCAGGGACCAGAGCUUCAUCACCUGGCUGGUGGCCAUGAACUCUAUCACCAAGGAGCGUAUCGUGUUGCAGACGGUGCGGUGGCGGAUGCGGGUGGACAUCGCCGUGGACCCAGACAUGCCUCUGGGCUCACGGGCCUCAUUGGUGGGUCGUCCCUACCAGGAGCAACCGCACAUCCUCAACUACCAGGAGCCCAUUCCUCCCAAUGCGCUGGGGAGGCCGAACGCCAACGACGCCCAAGUGCUAAUGUGGAGGCCACGGAGAGGGGCACCACUAGUGGUCAUACCGCCAAAAUAGGAGGCUUGGAUGGUUCCACAGACAAAAGUAUAAUCGUUCCCUCUUGCAGAAGAGUGGGGGAUGCAAUUGGUGAAGUUGUGAAGCCCAUCAGAGAUUAGAGGACUGAUGGUUUCCCUGCGCUGAAGAUGCCAAUAGCUCAUUAUUCUUGAAAGAUUUAAGCGGACCAUUAUAACAAGCCAGAGAGGAUGUUACAUCUUGGAUCUGACACAGUUCGAUGUCAGAAUGGGAGUCUACAACGAACUAGUGUCAAUGGCCCGGAGAUGCAUCACGGCUUUUUUGGCCCUCGACAAGUUUUGGACUGCAUUCGAGAGUUCUGCCUGCCUUUUAGUAAAGAAGGAACACUGUUUUUAGAUGUACCACAGAGGUAUUAGACCACAACAAGAACUGCAUCCUGCAUCCUUAUGUAGAUCUUAUUGCAUGAGAUGAGAGUGAAAGAGACAAAAACUGUCCUUUGAGAAGAAUAAGAAUAGCAUUUGUUUUGUAUAACUUGAUACCUGAAGACAUUGUGAUUGAGAAGUCGCAUCAGCCAAAAAAAAAAAAAAAAACCAACAACAAAAAACCCUGCGGGCUGGUUAAACCUCGUAUGUGCCAAUAAAGGCCUUCAGCACACUCAGUACCAGAGUUAAAGGAUGUAUUCAGAUAAUUUAAAAGAGACAAAAAAGUAUUAUAUGAAUCUUUUUAGGUUAAGAUUAAACUCAUGCAUCAGUCAGAUUGUAUUAAGAGCACCCACUCAGCAUAAAAGUCUGGAAGAAAAACAAAUCUGCUGUAGUUUUCACUGGAGUUUUGCUAAUUCACUCACAUUUUUCAACUCCGUAGCCUCAGUAGUGCAGCUGAUACUGUAUUCAGACGGGUGACAAACCAUCAGAGAGAUGAGCUCGACCUGUUACCACAUUGUAAUAAAUAAUGUCAGCUAUGCUUUCAAUAAGUGCGGUGAAAUGACUUGGAAUGGUGCCAUACAACAAAUUGAAAUCAAGAGGGUGAUAGCAGUCAGAGCCACAUAUAUCAUAGCUGGAAUGGGGCCGAACUGAACUCAGACCAAGGGUAGAUUUAAUGUGGCAGUAAUCAGGCCAUCUUGUAAUAUCGUGACAAAGUUUCAUACAUUUUCUGACAAUCAGGGAUUCUAAAUGUACCCUUAACAGUUUCUCUAGCGUGGACUUUAACCAGACCACAUUUUGAAAAAGAAUUGAUUUGGAUAAGUGCCAUUUUUUAACACUGGUUGUAUGAGGUCACAUCACAGCAUCUCCUCAUUUCAUGAAUAUGUACUAUUUAGUAGUAGGUUUCUGCAGAUAAUCACAGAUGAAGGUAUUCCUGUGUCAUGGUUAUGGUCCUGGGCUCUGUCCAAGUCCCUGCCUGCCACUCCAAACACGAGUCACAUGACUCAUCCUCCAUCUGUGCUUCUCUCCAGGUUCACACCUCACCUUACCAUCUGCCUCUAUCUGCCCUGUCUGUCCACCUCAUCACAUACACUACCUCCAUCCCAGAAUGCUCAUUUUGCUCUUAAAUCCACAACUAUGCAAAGAUUGUCUGUGACUGUAUAACAAAACAAACAAACAAAAAAAAAAACAGAGGGAGAAAAACUGGCAAAAUAAGAGAGAUUUCUUUUAAAUGUCUCAAUUCUGUUUUUAUCUUCAUUUAUUUGUCAGGGUCUUUGUUGAAUAAAAUGGCUGUUACUACCA